GUGCACGCGCGUGUAUCACCCGAAAGGGUGAUGAAUGCGUGCUUACUACCGGCGCUCUUACAUACAUUCAUAUAUACAUAUAUAUAUAUAUACACAUACCCACCGCUGUUUGACAAUCGUGCGACGAAGACAGAAAACACGAGUGCUCGUGUUCCUAGAAAAAGGAGAACAAAUUCGGCGGACUACAGACAGUACACAGUAGUAAGUGUUGCCGCACCGCCAUAUUGAAUUACUCUCGUUGAUUUUUGUGCGAAGGUGGCGCGUGUUUUUCUCAUCCUUGUGAUUUUUAAUAAUCUCAUAUUUAUCUCUCCCACUAGACAACAUUACCCCCCAAUAAAUAAAUAAAUAAUUAAUUAAAUACGUAAUCAACAAAUGUGAACAAAAUCAUAUUAUUUAUAUAUUAUAUUCAGAAAAUAUAUGAGAAAAUGCCGCGAUUUAAAGACAUCGUGAGAACGUGUAAAAAUAGUGCGUGCUCAAGUAGUAAACGGUCAAGUGUGUGAUGUUGGUCAUUGUCCCCCGUUUAUUAUUUAAUUAAAAAAAAAAAAAAAAAAAAAAAAAACACUGAAGAGAAUGAAAAAAAAAACAUAUGUGUAAAUAUAUGAAAUAUGUUUUCCGAACCUGAGUAUUUAAUUACUGAAUUUUAAAUGAAUAUUUAAUUUAUCAAUUGCACCGGGUCUGUAUAAUAAAUUUCCUGUAAUCGAUAAAAAUUAUUAACAACUGAUAAAUUAUUGAGGGCAGUGACAUCUAGAGAAAUGGAAGCUAUGGAUUUAGAUGGAGAUUCUGUUGUUGACUUGAGUGUCAGUAGCGUAAGACGAGAGUCGUCUUCGGCCUCAAGUAAUCUCAGUGGAGAUCCUGGUGUACCAUUGAAUCUGGGUAUUAAUUAUUCAUCGAAUGCUAAUAAUAAUUCGGAUAAUAAUAUACUAGAGCCGAGAAAUAUUCAAAAUUCUUCCCGCGGUAUUUUGGCUCCGAAAACUGGAGAAGACAGAAGACCGAGACGCAUUCUGAGACCUAGGACUGAAAAAAGUUAUGCGGAGAGUCCUGAUGAGCCCCGGAUUAAUGGAUAUAUUAAUGGGAAUAAUUCAGACAGUGAUGAAGGUGAAAUGCCACCUCUAUUACCAAUUAAAGAAUUGUCCUCGGAUGAAUUGGCGGAGCGCGAAAAAAAUUUGAGGAAACUUAAAGAAGAUUUGAGAUCUGAGGAAAUGAAAUUGGUGUUACUGAAAAAAAUAAAACAGUCGCAACAGCUCAAAGAAAACAUCGCGGCAAUACCACCUAAGGUUGCUAAUAAAAUACCUCCACCUGUAACAGUUCAACCGGUAGCUCACAGUCACAGAAUAACUAAAGCACCGCCACCUUUGCUCCGGGGUCAGCCGGCACCAAGUCGCAGCAGUAGUUUACAUGCUCCACCUCCGGGAAUGCUUUUGCCGCCAAAUGCUGGACGAAGUCCUACGUCGAGUACGGGAAUGCCGCCGAAUAUGGUGAUACCACAACCACCGCAUCCACGAACUCGGCCUCCUAGUGUCACUGGAAAUGUACCAACGUAUCACGCGCCACCUGACAGAACUGAACGAUCCACUAAAGACCCGACACCUGUACCCGCGCACCAGGAAAGGCCGAGAGAGGACAGUCAGAGGCCAGCCCAGCGUCAAGCAGCGGCAAAGUUAGCAUUGAGAAAUCAGUUGGAAAAAACAUUGCUGCAGAUACCGCCACCAAAACCACCACCUCCGGAGAUGCACUUCGUUCCCAAUCCUUCAAACACAGAAUUUAUUUAUCUUGUUGGAUUGGAGCAUGUCGUUGACUUUAUCACUAAGGAACCGGCCAUACCACCACCACCAGAACCCUUCGAGUGCACCCAGUGUAAGACUGAUUUUACGCCUGUAUGGAAGUGGGAAAAACCUGCGACGAACGGGAAAAAAGAAGGACCACGUGGACAGCACGCGACAUUCCUACGACCUCCCGCUGGACGUGAUCCUAGAGUUAUUUGCGAGCAUUGCGUUACUACGAAUGUUAAGAAAGCGCUUAAAGCUGAACAUACUAAUCGACUAAAAACAGCUUUUGUAAAAGCACUACAGCAAGAACAUGAAAUGGAACAAAAAUUAGCCCAAGCGGCAAGUCCGAGUCCCGAUCCACCAGCACCAAAACCGGUUCCAAAGGCUGUAACACCAACAAGACGAGUAGCAACACCACCAGCACCUCAACCAUCAGUUCAACAAGUUCCUCCACCAGCCCCAACUCCACCCACACCAAAACUUCAAGACCAUCCUCUAGUAAAACUCGCCGAAAGCGGUAAAUUUUCUCCCCAUCACGCAGCAGCGGCUGCUGCGCUCCAGCAACAAUUGAUAAGAGGUAAUGAUUUUUUAUCUCAUAGUUUAUUAAUGAAUCGUGUAUCUUACCCCUUUUUAAAAGUAUUGAAUUACUCCGCAGAAUUGACCAAGUCUCAAGUACCAGGAUUACCACAGCAUCAGCCACUACCAGCUCACAUGAUGCCGCAGUUUAAUCCCCUUCUGUAUCCUUAUCAGCUUGCGAUGGCUCAAGCUGCUGGAAGUAAAGGAAUGGUCGAGUUGCAACGUCAAGCUGCCGACUUACAACGUCAAUAUCUACUUGACAUGAUACCUUCCCAAGCAUCUCAAGGUCAAGGCAAUCAAGCGCCAUCACGAGCACACCCUCACAAUUGGAAAACGUAACCGAGUGCAUAGCAAGAAGCUCGAGAUUCAAGGGCCAGAAAGCACAAGUGAAAAAAUAUUAAAUAAUGUCGCCUUGAAGCAGCUUCAAUAAAUAUAAAUAUAUAAAUAAUUAAUAAUAAUAAUAAUAAUAUUUAAAAAAUAAAACAAAAACGAAACUGAUGGAAACUGCUCAAGAUAAUCCACACACCAAAGGACACGCAGUAUAUCUUAUAAUUUGUGUGCUUGUAUCGGACACUGUGACGAUAGAUAAUUAAAUGGCCAGUGAGUGUUUGUUAUUUUGUCAUCAACAUGCUGGAGAAAAAGAAAAGGUUAUUAAUUAUUAUCUUAAACACUCGUUAUAUUUUUUACUUAAGUACUGACAGUACCAGGCCCUUGACGAGCUUCAAGGUAUAGCGAUAACUAAAUAAUAUUAUUAAUUAUUAUUAUUAUUAAUAAUAAUAUUCUCCCAUUAACGAUAAUUGUUUUUGGUUGAGAAUAAAUAUUACAAGUGAACAACUGGCGUUUAAAAUAAUAAAUCUUUUAAAAUAAAUUUUUUUAAGCACUUCAA
Messenger RNA from Microplitis demolitor, 3228 nucleotides. It is a transcript of the gene simj, whose product is annotated as transcriptional repressor p66-beta. NCBI's taxonomy places the organism in Eukaryota, Metazoa, Arthropoda, Insecta, Hymenoptera, Braconidae. The transcript has 6 exons. Bases 753 to 2681 code for a protein of 642 amino acids. The record is from RefSeq and is a predicted model, not a curated record. Gene Ontology annotation, cellular component: NuRD complex. Gene Ontology annotation, biological process: negative regulation of transcription by RNA polymerase II.